AUGUUUGGAGGUUUAAUUACCUGGGAACCGAGUCAGUCAAUUCAAACGCUACAAUUUGGUUUACUUUUUACAAACUUUGUACUUUUUUGUUUUAAAUUUAAAAGUUUAAACUAUACUUAAAAAGUUUGAAACCGAAGUUACAUUAUAACGUCAAUUUUAGUUAUUAUUAUGCGAUGGGUGAUAUUGUUACCACCAAUUUGCAUAUUCUUCACAGCCUUACAACCCACCACAGCUUGUAUCUCGGUGUUGCAUAAAAGGUCAGCGGAUCAAGUUGAUGCAGUACAACAAGAUCGCAUGAAUGCUCUUGUAGCACAACGAGCUGUCAAAACUUUGGAUGUUAGUGAUGAUGUUACCAUGAUAGUAAGUUGUAACAUGUGUUUGAGCAUUUCUACCUUUUUUAUUUCAAUUAAGUGAUUUGUGAUUGAUCUGUUAUAGAUUAGUUUCUAUAGUUAUUAGUGUUAAGUUUAUUUAUAUCAUUACUUUUUAAACCUCUUACUGUAACACCACUUUUAGGAGUACUUGUCAUCAUUUGGGUACUUGAGAGCUAAACAAGAACUCAAAGAUGGGUUACGGUAAAUUUUAAAAUCUUUGAACUAGGUAAUGUUGUGUACCUACAACUCGUCAUAUUGACUCCAAUAAGUUUACUUUCACAAUUACAGCCUUUUCCAACGAUACAUGAGAUUACCUCAAACUGGAGAAGUCGAUUCAGCUACAAAGUCAUAUGUGACACGUAAAAGAUGUAGUAACCGAGAUAGUACGACUAAGAAACCAAAGAAAAUUUGGGAAAAGACGAGUAUCAACUAUGGUAUUGCAUCGUACCCAAAGAAAAUGAGAUUCACGGAUGUCAGGUAACAAGCUUCAUAAAUAGUUUAUUAAAUUUAUUAAAAUGAAGGCCUUGUUUUAGACUUUUCCCUUAUAAGUUCAGUUGUUUAACAUAAUAUUACAGAGAACUGGUCAAACAAGCCUUCUCGGCGUGGGAAAUAGUGAUAGCCAUCGAAUUCAUAGAAGUUCGAACAGCUCACAACGCUGAUAUUGUGAUUAGGUUCGAGAACACUAACCCCAUUAACAACACCGACCAUUCAUCGUUCUCCGUGGGAUCGGCUACAGGGCCAGUGAAGUCGACCAUCUGGCUGAGAGAAUCAGAGAAGUGGGACGUCUUCCAGAAGCAGGAAGAAGGCAAGAUCGACCUCUUCUUGGUACUGGUACACGAGAUAGGGCACGUACUAGGGUUGGAUCACAUCAGCGACCCCAACUCGGUCAUGUUCCCUGUAUUUCAACGUAAAACCGGCGAUGAACUGCCAGUUAUCAAUUCUGACGAUGUGGAACGGCUGAGGACGAUAUACGACUCGCCCAGCAACGUGAAGCCUUCUGGAAAGCUGAAUGCAGCUAGCCACGAAGACGAUCCAGACCCUAAAUGCCCUGAGGCACUGUGGACAGUCACCACUGCACCAUCAGGAAAGAUCUUCAUUUUUGCGGAUAAUUCAGUCUGGACCUUCAACAGUAGUCAUGAGUAUGUAGAUGGACCUCAAAGACUGAGUAAAGUAUUCCCAAAUGCUCCAAGUAGGAUUACGGUAGCUGUGUCAGAUGGUCUGAGGGUGGCGUUGAUAGAAGACAGAGAUGUAUAUCAAUAUGAAGAACACGAAGAUGGCUUCAGAGCUGUAGAAGGCAAUCCUUUCAAGCUUCACGGUAGGGUUCUGUUCUUCCCAAGCUCAGCGUUUCCACUGACCAACACUAGUGUCAUCUUGAUGGAUGUAAGUUUACUUCUGUUAGCAUUGUAUUUUUUGAAAUGACUUUUUUGAAAUGUGGCCUUCAGGGCAAUGUGUACGCGACAUAUAACCUGAGAACCAACAAACCCUCCUUACUGGGUGAUAAGAACGUUGUCUUUCCUCAUCUACCAGAGGAUAUGAGAGCUGGUAUAAUGGAAGGACGACAUACCACGAAACCAUCGUAUUUUAUGUUUACAACCGAUGAGGUAGUACAAUAUGACAUGAACACCAAAAACGUAGUAAAAACGACAAAACUAGCAUCAUUUCUGAAGUGUAAAUAA
Molecule: messenger RNA, 2047 nt
Organism: Bursaphelenchus okinawaensis
Lineage: Eukaryota; Metazoa; Nematoda; Chromadorea; Rhabditida; Aphelenchoididae
Source: the annotation of a GenBank genome assembly